CGCAUAACAGGCUACUGUGGAUUGUAUAUAUCUCGACGUCGACAACUAAGAAAACAGUUAGCUAAGCUUAUCCUCGGAGAGGACAUAAGUCCGUAGCACAUUUCGUUUGUUCUGCGAAGUAGUUGCAAUCAUUGCAACCUGUGUUAUAUUUUUCACACGUUAUAUUUUCUUAACAGUAUACUGUUGCGUCGUCGAAUAAUUUCAUUAAAUGGAGGAGAAGAAGGAAGAGGGGGACUCGGAGAUACAGGAACACGGACCUGAACACUGGUUCUCAAAAUGGGAGCGGCAGUGUUUGGCCGAAGCCGAGCAGAGGGAGCCCAGGGAGGAAGAGGCCGAAGAGGAGCAGGAUAAACUGUGGCAUCUUUUCCAGAACUCUGCCACCGCAGUAGCACAGCUCUACAAAGAUAGAGUUUGUCAUCAACAAGGCUUGUCACUGUGGGUGCCAUUUCAGAAUGCAGCAACAGCUGUUACAAAUCUCUAUAAAGAGAGUAUAGAGGCUCAUCAAAGGAGUUUUGAUCGUGGCAUUCAAACAGGUCAUCAGCGUCGAAAUAAGGACAUGUUGGCUUGGGUGAAAAAGCGCAGAAGAACCAUCCGCAGAGAGGAUCUUAUUAGCUUUUUGUGUGGCAAAGCACCACCCCACAGGGGUGGUAGGACCAGCACACGUCUGACUGUGGUAGCUCCAAGUCGUGCCAAUUCACCAGCAGAGACCGGCUCCUCUGUGGAAGCAGAUCUUCAACCUUUCAGGGAAGCCAUUGCCCUGCAUGGUCUAAGUGGGGCAAUGGCCAGUAUUAGUGUGCGCUCUGGUGCCCCAGGGUCUCCGACACACAUCAGUGGCAGCAGCAGUAAUGGGGCAGGAGCCGGAGCAGGUGGAGGGGGGUCGUCCGGCACAGUGUGUCGCUCCAGGCGUAAUGGCCUCCAGGAUGUGGACCUGAAUACUUUCAUCUCUGAGGAGAUGGCACUUCAUCUGGACUCUUCCUCUGCUGGAGGAACCAGGAAACGAAAUUCCAACCAAUGUAGUGAUGUCAUUACAGACUCCCCAACACAUAAACGUAAUCGGAUGAUCUGAUGUGCAUUCUGCCUUUGUGAAACAGGAGUGCGUGACUUGUGAACUCACAGCCGCUUGGAUUCUCUGCUGCGCACAAGAAUAUAUCGGCUGAAGUCCGUUUGCUUUUCAGAUAUUGGCUGUUGUUUCAUCUCCUUGUCGUGUUUCUCUGUGGUAUUACUAGGAAAAGGCAGGCAAUGAGAACCAUCAGUGUGCAAACAGCUGCUUGGAAAUGGCACACACACAUCUCAGGAAAGGACUGGGAGGUGCAGAGUCCUUCUAAAAUGAUUUAUUGAAGAUUUGGAGAUUGUUUUGUGGUACUUGAACAUCCUACUGUUCUACUACAAGAUUGUGAAACUGAAGGCAGUAUGGCAGGGUAGCAUACUAUAUCUAAAGCUUUUUAUCAGUACUCUUUGAACAGUCUGUGGCUGGUAAGGAGCGUCAAACGCAAGUACCACUCAACAACUCUUCUCCCAAAUCUUAGUGAGUCACUUAAAAGGUGUUCUGAUGCACUGUGUUGCUCUGAAAGUGAACACGACUUGAUCUCCUGCAAAUGCGCCCUUUCCGAAUUGUGUCAUCCAUUCUCACCCACUACCUUAAAAUGGAAGUGAGAGCCGUAAUCAACAGUGAUUUGAAAUGAGUCUGGGGCAUAACUUGUCAAUCUACUUGAGAAUGUUGUUUUUCUGUUACAUUGGUUCUGGGUAUGAUUUGAAAGUUUUCUUCUUUUAACUUGUUUCGGUUGAGCCAAGCUUUGUAUUUUGCACCUGCCAGUGUUGAAUUCGCUUUGAUGCCACUGUUUGCAGUAGUGCUUGCCAUGUUUAUUCUUUAUUAAAAUGUAUUCAGGAUAAUCAAAAGGAAAUAUGCUUUUAGUUAAGUACAUUUACAAACUAUGAUGGCCUGUUUUGCCUUUGUCUUACCCUCAAAGCUGCUGAAUUAAGUGACUGGGAUUAUGAGUUGCAAUAAGGAUUUCUGCACUUUGUUUUGACCUCUUUAAUUCAUGCAAUUUAAUCAGCUCUUCCAUUCUCAGUUGUAGCCAUGUCGAGCUUAAGCACCCCAAAACCUUUUUUAGAUUCAGAUGGCUUUUGAAAGGAAUUUAUUUGUAACAAACACCAACAUCAAAAUGGUCUCUUUCUUUAAGCUAGAUUCAAGAUGAUUGCGGAGUUUAAAAUGGAAUUUGGAGAUAUUUUUCACAAAGCUUUGAAAGCUUAAAAAAAAUCACUUUUUGUUGUGGAUAUGUCAGUCAUACAUGUACAAGUCCAAACUUAUUUGUUCCUUAAUUUUUAUGAAACAUCAUGUUCUUCACCUUCAACUUGCCAUCAAACCAAGCUGAAUUAAAACUUUAAUUACAUUUAAGUCUCACAUUUUAGUUACAAGUUAAUUUAUGUUGCAGAUUUAUACAUUUGCGAGACAACCAACUUUAUUAUUUUUCUUUUUUUUAUAUAUACACACAAUGAAUAGUUCAGUGCUUGGAUACACGUUCAUGUGUAGGGCUGCAGUUAACAAUUGAAUGUUUACCUAUCUUCAGUAGGUGUUAUAAAUGCAUAAAUCAAAACUGAACACUACGGAUUAUAACUAUUUUGUUUUUCCAGCAAAACAAUUCUGAGUACAUAUCGAUGUGUCAUAGGAAAAAACCAUGAUACCUCUAUGUUGUUGAGUUAUUGCAGCCCGACAAGUAAAGUUAUCUAAAUAUAUUUUUUAAAAAAAAGCAACUUAAUUUAGCAAUUGUAUCAUUUACAGAAUGUUAAGUACUAACAGAUUGCACUAUAAUUUUUUUUAUUUCAGUUCAGGGGUCUUCCUAAAAUCACCUGUCCCCAUCUUUUUCAACCAAGAAUUACUUGAUUAAUUUUGGUUUCUGUACAUUAGGGUUUUAAUUUUGCAUUUAAUUCACAGAACUAUAAAGUUGACAUUAGUUAAUCAAAACAAUCACCUACCCCGUCUCUUUAGACCACUAUUUGACUUUGACCUGCAAGGUUCUCCUCUUUCUCUGAAUGGUUGAGUUCAGCUUGUGUUUUGCCAUUUGCUAGCCUUAAUCUCAGAAGGCUAUCACUUUUCUUGGAUAUGUUGAAUUAGUAAAUAGUUAAUCUAAUAAAUUAACAUAAAACUGUUGAAAUAUGUGGUUCACAUUGUUAAAUAAAUUAUCAGACAAUUUGACAA
Molecule: messenger RNA, 3196 nt
Organism: Boleophthalmus pectinirostris (great blue-spotted mudskipper)
Lineage: Eukaryota; Metazoa; Chordata; Actinopteri; Gobiiformes; Gobiidae
Gene: hapstr1a
Product: HUWE1 associated protein modifying stress responses a
Exons: 5
Coding region: 209-1066 (285 amino acids)
Source: RefSeq, a predicted model, not a curated record